Molecule: messenger RNA, 1035 nt
Organism: Cordyceps militaris CM01
Lineage: Eukaryota; Fungi; Ascomycota; Sordariomycetes; Hypocreales; Cordycipitaceae
Product: short chain dehydrogenase/reductase
Exons: 1
Coding region: 1-1035 (344 amino acids)
Cellular component (GO): endoplasmic reticulum
Molecular function (GO): oxidoreductase activity
Source: RefSeq, a predicted model, not a curated record
AUGAAUGCCGCCGCCGACUCGUCUCGCCUCGGAGGCGUCUUUGCCACCCUCGGCCUGCUCACGGCCGUCCUUGCCGUCACCAGGGCCAUCCAGUUUGUGAGCGUCUACCUGCUACCUUCCCGCAUGGCUCGGUACGCCCAUGCCACCAACGGCCAGCCGCCCUGGGCCCUCGUAACCGGCGCCUCGGACGGUAUCGGCCGUGGCUUUGCCGCUGAGCUCGCCAAGCAAGGCUUCAACGUGGUGCUUCACGGUCGCAACCGUGCCAAGCUCUCUUUCGUCAUGACUCAACUGCAGGAACGCCAUCCUGACCGGUCCUUUCGCAUUCUCAUUGCCGACGCUAGUAAGGUAGCCUGCCUCAACUGUAUCCGUCCUGUCCACGGCCAGUCGCACCUGCAUGACCAGGACGACGAGUCGGCUGCGUCUCUCCCUACCGACUUUGACGCUCUGCGUACUGCCAUUGAAGGCCUCAACCUCACCGUCCUCGUCAACAACGCCGGCGGCGGUGCCGUCAACCCUACCUUCCUGUCUCUUGGUGAAUCUUCUGAGGCUCGCAUCACCGGCAACGUGAGCCUCAACGCCCUCUUUCCUCUACAUCUCACCCGCGCCCUGCUCCCGACCCUGCGUCGCAACUCUCCUUCACUCGUCGUCAAUGUCAGCUCGCUCGCCGACAACGGCCUGCCCCUGCUCGUGUCGUAUUGUGCUAGCAAGCGCUUCUUGCUGACCAUGACGGAAGCUGUCGUCCGAGAAAUGAAGCUCCUCGGCAAAGGCGGCGACGUUGAGCUGUUGGGUGUCCGUGUGGGCAAGACCACAAAUACGGCUUACUUUACGGAAAAGCCAUCCUUCUUCACCCCAGACUCCCAGACUAUGGCCCGUGCCGCCCUUGAAAAAGCCGGCUACGGCCAUGGCGUCGUUGUUGGCUACUGGGCUCAUGCCCUGCAACAUAUCCUCAUAAAGGCCAUGCCCCUCUGGGUCAAGGACAGAGCCUUCAUCGCUGCUGUGCAAAUGGAGGCGGCAAAUGAUCGUAAAUCUACCUAG